CUCAAGACCUUACCCCACGCUCCAUGUUGCCAGCGUAACCAAGGUAACCAGCACCGGAACACGCCGCCAUGUUGCUGAGAACCCGUUCGCUCUGUAGGUACCAUAAACCUCGCUUUGUCACGUGGUUCGGCAUCCUAUCAGCGGCGUCCAUCUCCAUCCUGUGCUAUUUCCUCAUCGGCACUUCAUCGGCCAGCACUAUACGCGAGACUCAAGUCCCCAACAACGUUGUGGUAAUGAAGGAGAACGAGAAUGAUAAGGACAAAACGGCGCCCAAAACUGUGCAGGAAAUAACACCCAAACAGGAACCAUCCGCGGCUAAUAAAGAUCCAGCCAACAAAGAUCCAGCCAACGCCAACAAAGAUCCGGCCAACGCCAACAAAGAUCCGGCCAACGCCAACAAAGAUCCAGCCAACGCCAACAAAGAUCCGGCCAACGCCAACAAAGAUCCAGCCAACGCCAACAAAGAUCCGGCCAACGCCAACAAAGAUCCAUCCAACGCCAACAAAGAUCCCCCUACAACAACAACUCCCAUCACCAAAGCGCCACCUAUAUGGCCAGGAGUAGAUUACCUUAAUCCUAACCCUAAGGAAGAGAAAAGCGGACCUGACAACGACGUCGACAAUAUACGCUUAUACAGGGACUUGUAUGCGCAGGAGUCGUGGCCGGGCGUCGAACCCGCGACGUUGACUCCAGGUGAGAUCCCCAGCACGUUGCACUACUUCUGGUGUGGGAAAAAAGUUUUUAAAUUCGAGGAUUAUCUCGGGUUGUUGAGUGCCGUGAGGAUUAUCAAACCGCAGAAGAUUAUAUUCCACCACGAGACGCCGCCGUACGCGGAGACUUUCUGGUACCACACGUGGUUCCAGGAGAUGAAGCAAUCUCUGCCUAACUUCAUCCUCAGACACACAACAGAGGUUCUCAAAUGUGGAACUGAAGACGUCCUGAGGUUCGUUUUGAAGAAACUCUCCAGCGAGGGAGGAAUUUAUAUCGGCGAGCGAACAAUCGUCACCGGAAUUCCAAAAGAACUCUCCACCGGAAAUUUUUACUCCAGCUUUCGCGAAAACGGCGUGGUUCAUGACGUCACGCAGGGUGUUAUUUAUAGCAAGGAAGGAUUCCCUGAAAACACCAUCGAAGAAAAAAUUCAAUCAUUUUCAAAGACGAACUCUAAAUGUUUAACAAUAGAAGAAUUAAACUCCCACGCCGAAAGUCUAGGAUCUAAAUCUUUUGACAACACCUGCGUUGUCGUUUGGUCGUCCGUGUUUCCAAAAGACUCCUGGAACAGCACCACCAAGUUCGCAGAGCUUGCCCGGUGGUUGUUCUACGGCCAACGGGCCAGGUUCGAGACCAAACUGGCGGAGAAAGACUCGGAUAUGAUUCCUCUCUUAUCCCACAUUGUCUGGAUCCAGCACGGCAAUGAUGAGUUCAACUUUCUGCACUUCUUGAGCGUCAUCUCGGCACUGCAUGUGGCAGGGUUCCAGCGGGUUUACGUCCACGGGGACGCCCGGCCUCAUGGUCAGUGGUGGGACAAGUUGAGUGGGGAGAACGUCACAUACGUCAAGAUAGAGAGUCCAGAGGUCAUCUUCCAACAAAGAGUAGGAGGCGCCCAACAUCAGUCUGACGUACUGAGACUUAACAUUUUGUUGAAAUAUGGAGGCACCUAUCAGGAUCGUGACGUCAUAUGGGUCAGCCGAAUUCCAGACAGUCUCAGAAGAUACCCGGCCAUCACGUGCCCCGACUGGCCAGAAAACGGGGCGUGGCCGGAAGUGUUUAAUAUGGGCGUGUUUAUGGCCAAGCCCAACGCCGAGUAUUUGAAGACAUUUCUGAAGACUUUCAGCUACUAUCGAGACGACAAGUGGGCAUUUAAUGCCGUCUUCAUGCCCUAUAAAGCGUAUGAAGAACAUCCUGACCAGUUGUACGUGGACCGACAUCUACAGAUAAUUUGUUUCGAGGGCAUAUGCCACCCUGCCUGGCACGAGAAUUACAUCCGGGGCAUAUCUGAUAAACGUCCCGUGGACUCCUUUGAUUGGCGGGACGGUCGCUCGUUCCAUUUCACCGUCCCUAAACCUCCUGGUACUUUGACGUCACCGGAAAAUAUCCGAAACGGAAAAGACAUUUUCGCGGAGAUGGGCCGCUUUAUAUUGGAGAAAAGUGGACGGACAGAUUUAUUAAAGCCGUAAAAAAUAGACUAAGUAAUUUGAUAAACAUUGGCUAACAGAUUCAAUGAAACAGAAAAAAAAAUCAGAAUUGGUGCAACAGAUUUAGAAGGACGGAGUUCCUGAAACUGAAAAAAAAAAUUGGAAAUAGAGAUUUGCUCAAUCAGAGUGAAGUUGAAGUACACAGACAGCGAAAAUAGGGAACGAACAGAUGUGUUUAGAAAAGUAAAGCAUGCAUCCUCUAACGUAAGGCUGUAUUGCUUGCCAGACCAUAAGUGCUGUUAUUUAAAAUUUGCUUCAUGUAAAGUGAAUGACACAGCGGUAAAAAGUUAAUACCGCGGACAGAAAGGAAAUAAAAAAUCA
Molecule: messenger RNA, 2513 nt
Organism: Physella acuta
Lineage: Eukaryota; Metazoa; Mollusca; Gastropoda; Physidae
Source: RefSeq, a predicted model, not a curated record